CAAUGUAAUAAAACGAAACCGAAAGUUAGUAGAUCUGCAAUUCAUCUCGAGCGCUGACCACAGCAAAGAGUAAAUUAAACAUUCAGUAUACAUAAUUAAUUUUCCAAUCUUCAUUUUAAUGUUGACGACUUGAACCGACAUUAAGUGAAAUGGCAUUUUAUAACCAGGAACCGUUUUACAACCCGAGCAUUCCAUUCACUGGAUCCAUCCAAGGUGGCUUGCAAGAAGGGAAAACCAUAACUAUUAGUGGUCGAAUUUUGCCUAGGGCUGAGAGGUUCCAUGUCAAUUUACAGUGUGGUUCUAAAUCAGGGGCAGACAUUGCCCUUCAUUUUAACCCUCGGUAUGACAGCAACCCUGGAUACAUUGUCACCAACACUUUCCAGCGGUCCUCAUGGGGGAAGGAAGAGCGGAAGCAGAACUCACCUUUCACCCCUGGUUCCAGUUUCACCCUGUUGAUUAUAGUCCAACGUGAUUCAUACCAGUUGAACGCCAAUGGAUGCCAUGUUAUGGAUUACCGGCAUUGCAUCCCCUUCAAUGCAGUGGACACCAUUUCAGUUGUGGGGAAUGUGGAAGUGACCUCUAUUGCCUUCCAAAACCCUGCACCCUACUUUCCUCCACAACCAGCAUUUCCUGGAUUUCCUGCCCAGCCAGGAUUUCCUGCCCAGCCAGGAUUUCCUGCCCAGCCAGGAUUUCCUGCCAUGCCAGGUUUUCCUGCCAUGCCAGGUUUUCCUGCCCAACCAGGAUGCCCCCCUCACCCAGGAUUCACUCCUCAACCAGGAUUUCCAGCACAACAAGGAUAUGUUGUCCCAUACAAGACCAUCGUUAAUGGUGGACUUCAUCCUGGCCGGACUAUCAAUAUCCAGGGAAUGGCUAGCUUUAAUGCCAAAAGGUUCCACAUUAACCUGGGCUUUAACACGGGCAUUGCGUUGCACUAUAAUCCCCGUUUCGAUGAGAAUGUUGUGGUGCGUAACAGCAAGCUGAGAGACCAAUAUGGAGAAGAGGAGAGAUGUGGUGGAAUGCCUUUCCACAGAGGCCAGCCCUUCACGAUGAUGAUUUCUUGUGAGGCUCAGUUCUUCAGGAUUAUAGUCAAUGGGAAUCAAACUAACACCUACAAACAUCGUCACCCCCAUCUCCAACAGAUUGAUGUUCUGGAAGUAGGCGGAGAUGUCACUUUGACCUAUGUUAUGUUUUAGUUUCUAACUGUGGUUGGUUGGCAGGCAGAUAACACAGUAUAUGCCAUUUCUGACCCUGAAGUAUUUCUUUGCUUUUGUUGCCCAGGGUUUUCUUCUAUUCCUUUUGCUGCAUUGUUAUCUAUAAUAUCCCUUGAUACCACACUCGACUCCAAAAAAGAAACCAUGCAUUAGAAACAACAAAUAUAGUGUGUAAUUGACAGAAUAUACACUAUUUACAUCUUAUUUGCAGUCAUGUAGGCACUCAGUAUUCUUUUAUCUAUUUCCUAAUCUUUUGCAAUAUUAAUCUAUGCAUGUUGGAAAAACAUAAAAAGAAAUUAACAAAAAAUGUGACUCAAUAUUGCAUCAAACACUUGCUUAAGUAUGCAUUGCAUAAUUGUCUUACUUUACACUUUGUAAUACUUUUUUACAAUAAACACAAAAAAUAAGGUGUAAUAACCUUUGAAUGCAU
Osmerus eperlanus (European smelt) is the source of this 1641-nucleotide messenger RNA. RefSeq names its product galectin-9-like. Bases 150 to 1193 code for a protein of 347 amino acids. Gene Ontology annotation, molecular function: carbohydrate binding. The record is from RefSeq and is a predicted model, not a curated record. The transcript is spliced from 8 exons. Lineage: Eukaryota; Metazoa; Chordata; Actinopteri; Osmeriformes; Osmeridae.